Molecule: messenger RNA, 2931 nt
Organism: Hyaloscypha bicolor E
Lineage: Eukaryota; Fungi; Ascomycota; Leotiomycetes; Helotiales; Hyaloscyphaceae
Product: kinesin-domain-containing protein
Exons: 2
Biological process (GO): microtubule-based movement
Molecular function (GO): microtubule motor activity; microtubule binding; ATP binding
Source: RefSeq, a predicted model, not a curated record
ACCAAAUGCGAUGAUGGCACACUAUUCCUCGGUGAUGGCUCCCUUGCUGGUGUUCCAACACCAAAGCUUGGGCAAAAGGGAAUUCGACCUGUGAUCAAGGUCCUGGACGACAAAUGCCUGAUCUUUGACCCCCCGGAAGACAAUCCAAUCCAACGAUUCUCGCGAUCAGUAGUACCAAAUAUGGGCAAGAGAGUCAAAGACCAGACGUUCGGCUUCGAUCGGGUGUUCGACGAAAACACAACACAAGCGGAGGUAUACGAAGCCACAACACGAGGUCUCUUGGAUAGCGUGCUUGAUGGGUACAAUGCGACUGUUUUUGCAUAUGGUGCCACGGGCUGUGGGAAGACACAUACCAUCACUGGAACCGCUCAACAACCUGGUAUAAUCUUCCUGACCAUGCAGGAGUUGUUCGAGAAAAUCGCAGAGCGAAGCGACGAGAAGCAAACGGAGGUGUCCCUGUCGUAUCUUGAGAUUUACAACGAAACAAUCCGUGACCUUCUCGUACCUGGAGGAAGCAAACAAGGGUUGAUGCUCCGCGAGGAUGCCAACCAAGCGGUGUCAGUGGCCGGUCUCUCAAGUCAUCAUCCUCAAGAUGUCCAGCAGGUCAUGGACAUGAUCGUCAAAGGAAACGAGUACCGCACAAUCUCACCAACAGAAGCAAAUGCUACCUCUUCACGAUCGCACGCGGUUCUUCAAAUCAACGUCGCCCAAAAGGAUCGAAAUGCGGAUGUCAACGAACCUCAUACGAUGGCCACAUUGAGCAUUAUUGAUCUGGCAGGCAGUGAACGUGCCAGUGCGACAAAGAACAGAGGCGAGCGACUUCUCGAAGGCGCGAAUAUUAACAAGUCUCUCCUCGCGUUGGGCAGCUGCAUCAAUGCUCUCUGCGAUCCCCGAAAGAAGAAUCACGUACCCUACCGGAAUUCCAAGCUCACACGACUGCUCAAGUUCUCUCUGGGUGGUAAUUGCAAGACAGUAAUGAUUGUCUGUGUUAGUCCUUCGAGUGCGCAUUUCGACGAGACGCAAAACACUCUACGAUAUGCGAAUCGAGCGAAGAACAUUCAAACCAAGGUUACUAGAAAUGUAUACAACGUCAAUAGACACGUCAAGGACUUCUUAGUCAAGAUUGAUGAGCAGAUGGCCUUGAUCAAUGAGCUCAAAGCUCAACAAAAGGAUGCAGAGGGUGUUGCAUUCAUCAAGUUCAAGAAACUGACUGAAAAGCGAGAUGGCAUUGCAAGGGAUGGAGUUACGCGGAUUCGAGCAGCGUUCGAGAAUUCCGCUGCUGAGAGACAAGAAAAGGUCAACAACAUGAAGAAGCUUCGGCAAAUUGAACGCCGGAUCGCCCUUCUAUCUGCAUGGAUCGCAGCCUUCGACGGAAUCUGCGAUUCCCGAGAUGAAGAUGACAUGCCACCCAGUCUCACAGCAAUGCGUAAGACAGCUCAAGGAAUUUUGCUGGAGCUUGAGAACAGCAGACAACAUUACCAUCAAAGACUGGAUAAGAUUAACUGGGAGCGCGCGAUUGACUCAGCGCUGCAGAACAGUAUCCGUUCACUCACCGAGGUCGACGGAUCAGCGGAUGGAUUAGAGGUUGCAAGUUUAACUAGGGAAGCAGAGCUGUUGAAAGCCAAUGCAGGCCGAGAAGCAUUACGAGAGGUCAUGGAGCAGGAGAAAGGUGGCAAUGCGGGUCUUAUGCAAGUGCUGCUAUCUGCCCAAUUCGACAUAAUUUCUUCUCUCAACGACAUUCUCAGUAUGAGCGAGCAUGAUGCGAUCCAGCACGCAAAGAAGGUUCUCACACGCUUGCUUCAGACUUGCUCUACAGCAGCAUCUCAAAUUGUCAAGCCGGACGGCUCGCUGAACAUCGUCGACGCGUUCCCUCCGACGAAACGUGGGACACCAAAACGAAAGAAGCAGCCAAACUUCACGGACUCAGCAUCUCACCCAGUUCCGGUUAUGCCAUCUUUAGCAGCGGCAGCGCCUCAAGUAUUCGCUUCGCCAAUGAAAUCAUCGCCAAGACGACGAAAGGCAGUAGUGGGCAAGAAAGGAAUAUCAUUCACGCCGAAGAAGAAAUCUCCAUCCAAGAGAAGUGUGAGGUGGCGGGAUGAUACCGAGUCUGGAGCUUUGGCAGAAUUCGAGAAAACUCCUCAGAAGCAGCUUUCCACACCAGAAGUUUCGUCCGUCGAGCAAAGCGUCGUGCUACCAGUGCUACCUUCCUACCUUGCUGGUGAUGUCUCCAACGACUCUAUCGGGUCUUCGCCAAUUCCAGCCGCCCCAGAGCCGUCGAUCGAUAUCAAGCCCAAAGUGAAUCGCUUCCAGGCUGGCUUCCUCUCGAAGAGGUCUGAGGGUUCACCGCCUCCACCAACAAUUACCAAUCUCUCUUCCUCCGAUACUGAUCAAUCCCCUCUCCGUACCAUCGAUGCCAGCAACGCGGGAAAUCGGUCCUCGUUACAAAUUAUGCAAGCCGUGGCAAAUGACAUUACUCCCACUGAUAGCGGCAACAAUUCUUCUUCGGAAGGUGAAAACAGCUGGCAAGCUGACCGGUCAGACAGCGUCAGGAUUAACAUGGCCUUGAAGCGCUCUGGGUCUGUUUCUCGAGCAUCAAACGUACAUGACUCCGCAACCAGAACCCACCGACGUGCCAGAAGCCCAACUGCAGCGACGAUGGCAGGAUCUCCUCCAAAUGAAAACAAUCUUUUUACAGCUAGCCAUGCUCGAAGAAUGGUCAAGAGCGAGAAAGACACUUCAUUCCAAGCCAGCGUUCUCAGUCCUCGGACCGCCCCUGUCAUGAAAAGCAAUCGUCGCACCACCAUUGGCGAGGGCAGACAGGUCAGUGGCAGCAUGUCGAGCGGAGCUAUCCGUCUUACUGGAACCAUUGGCAGUACACCCAAGGCACGAGAGAGUGUUGUUGGUUUGAUGGGCAAGGGCAGUUGGCGUUAA